GCGCCCCGCGUCAGCGAUGGCCGCGGAGCUGAGUAUGGGGCCUGAGUUGCCCACCAGCCCGCUGGCCAUGGAGUAUGUCAACGACUUCGACCUGCUCAAGUUCGACGUGAAGAAGGAGCCGCUGGGGCGCGCCGAGCGCCCGGGCCGGCCCUGUACGCGCUUGCAGCCGGCCGGCUCGGUGUCGUCCACGCCGCUCAGCACGCCUUGUAGCUCGGUGCCCUCAUCGCCCAGUUUCAGCCCGACCGAGAAGACCCACCUCGAGGACCUGUACUGGAUGGCGAGCAACUACCAGCAGAUGAACCCCGAGGCGCUCAACCUGACGCCCGAGGACGCGGUGGAGGCGCUCAUCGGCUCGCACCCAGUGCCACAGCCGCUGCAGAGCUUCGACGGCUUCCGCGGCGCGCACCACCACCACCACCACCACCACCCACACCCGCACCACGCGUACCAGGCCGCCGGCGUGGCCCACGACGAACUGGGCCCACAUGCGCACCCGCACCAUCACCACCAUCACCAAGCGUCGCCGCCGCCGUCCACCGCGGCCAGCCCCACGCAGCAGCUACCCACCAGCCACCCCGGGCCGGGGCCGCAUGCGGCGGCAGCGGCCACGGCGGCUGGCGGCAGCGGCAGCGUGGAGGACCGCUUCUCCGACGACCAGCUCGUGUCCAUGUCAGUGCGCGAGCUGAACCGCCACCUGCGGGGCUUCACCAAGGACGAGGUGAUCCGCCUGAAGCAGAAGCGGCGGACCCUGAAGAACCGGGGCUACGCCCAGUCCUGCAGGUAUAAACGUGUCCAGCAGAAACACCACCUGGAGAAUGAGAAGACGCAGCUCAUUCAGCAGGUGGAGCAGCUCAAGCAGGAGGUGUCCCGGCUGGCCCGCGAGAGAGACGCCUACAAGGUCAAGUGCGAGAAACUCGCCAACUCCGGCUUCAGGGAGGCGGGCUCCACCAGCGACAGCCCCUCCUCUCCCGAGUUCUUUCUGUGAGUCGUGGCCGAUCUCGGCCCCCGCCCUUGCCCCGGCCCGGACUCCCCGUCCCGUGUCCCCAGCCCCGGACCCUCCCGGACCCAUGUUCCUGCCACUGCCCCAGCCUUGACCUGUUUGAUUUGGAGAGGGAGGAAGGGCGCGCGGGCCGCGGGCGACGGGCGGGCGCGCGGGUGGGUAGGGGAUCUCCGCCAAGGCGAGAGCAACGCGCACCAGCGCCGCCUCCUAGACUGGAGCAGAGCCAGAGAGAGACCAGGGGGUGGGAGGUCCCGGAGCAACUUUUCUCCAGGCUGGAGGGCAGCGAGGCAUAGUCCUAAGCAGCCGCCAAGGCUGUCUGGAGACUCCUGGCUUUCUGAACUUUGCGCGUUAAGCCGGGGCCGCUUCCUUGCUGCCCGGAGCGCAGUCCGCCCCAAGAAAAGAGCGGCGAGGAGAGGAAAGGAGGGAAACCCUGGCGUACCCUCAGGCGAGAGACAAGGCUGAGCGGAGGAAGGACAGAUGGACCUGUCUGUCCAGGGUCCGGAGAACACUGGCUCUCAGUCCGGGGCCGCGGGCCUCAGUUAGGACGUUCGGCGCGCAGAUCUCAUCAGUUUUAUUGCCUGCUCGAUUAUACAGAAAAAAAAAAAAAAACAACACGAAAAUCUGCAUUAAAAAUAUUAAUCCUGCAUGCUGGACAUGUAUGGUAAUAAUUUCUAUUUUGUACCAUUUUCUUGUUUAACUUUAGCAUGUUGUUGAUCAUGGAUCAUAACCCCCUUGUUUGUUUGGGUGGAAGGGAUCGCAGUUCGGAAACUCCGGGGACUGCGUGCGUUGUUUGGGUUUCAGUCCUGGCUGUUGGCUUGUAAAUACCCGCCCCGCCAAAUCGCGUAGAAAAUGUGGCCGCAAGCUGUCUUUGUUUGGGUUUAUCAUUAUGACUUUUUUUUUUUUUUUUGGUAAGUAGAGAAAUAAAAGUUCCGGGCACUUUGCACCAGCAUCAGAAAACAACUUUGUCUUGGGGCACCCUUGGAAGUUGCAUGUUCUCUUCUCCUUGCCUGCCCCUCAUUCAGUCCUCUUUUUCCUCUCGCUUUAGUUUUCAGUUUUGUUGGGUGUUGAGAGAGGAAGAGAGGACUGGAAUCCCAGCUCCCCAGUACCAGGGCAGGGGAGCUGCGGACUUCCACACCCCGAGGCCCGAGGUACGCUUGCUCCUCUCCUAGUCUUCAAGCGAAAUUGACACCCCAACCAGAAAGGAAAGGAAAAUAGAUCGUGUUUGCUUUUUAUUGUAACCAGACUCACCCCGGGGUCCGUUUGCAACCUCCUAUGCCCUUACUAAUUGCAGCGGCCGCAGCGCUCCUAAAGGCCAGCGGUUUCGCCAGCCGGUGGUGACCUGAGCUUCUGUUGAAUCAACUGCCACGCUCUGAAUGUCCCGAGAAGCUAAACCUCGGCAAGUAAUUUUGCAACUUUCAAGGGCGUUCUUUAGAUCAACACGUUGUGUGUUUCUUUGCCUGCUUUUGAAAUAAGGGGCGAGUUAUUGGUGGUGUUCCUCCCCCCUUCGGUUGUAUAAUAGUUAUAGGGAAGAUCUGGGUGGCUUUUUUGUUUUGUUACUUUUUUUUUUUCUGCAGGUCAGUAAAAGGAUUUAAGUUGCACUGACAAAAAUACCAAAAUGAAAGCGUAUUUUUUAGUCACCAUUUGCAAUUGCUGGCGGUGCUGGCCGGAUGCAUUCUGAGUUUGUAUUAGUUGAUAAAUUAACAGUAAUAACAAGAUUGUAUGAACCGCAUGGUGCUUGCAGUUUUAAAUAUUGUGGAUAUUCGUCCUGCAUCAGAAAUGAGCUUUGGUUUUUACGGAUUCAACUGUGUUGAAAUCAAACUUGCUGCAACGGAAAUUGUUUUUAUUUCAUGUAAAAUAAGGGAUCAAUUUCAAACCCUGCUUAUGAUAUGAAAAUAUUAAAACCUAGUCUAUUGUAGUUUUAUUCAGACUGGUUUCUGUUUUUUGGUUAUUAAAAGGGUUUUCCUAUUUUGCUUAUUAAAACCAUGGAAAUGGUGUUUAUUUAGA
Messenger RNA from Trichechus manatus latirostris (Florida manatee), 3004 nucleotides. It is a transcript of the gene MAFB, whose product is annotated as MAF bZIP transcription factor B. Gene Ontology annotation, molecular function: RNA polymerase II cis-regulatory region sequence-specific DNA binding; DNA-binding transcription factor activity, RNA polymerase II-specific. Gene Ontology annotation, cellular component: nucleus. The record is from RefSeq and is a predicted model, not a curated record. Gene Ontology annotation, biological process: regulation of myeloid cell differentiation; regulation of transcription by RNA polymerase II. NCBI's taxonomy places the organism in Eukaryota, Metazoa, Chordata, Mammalia, Sirenia, Trichechidae. The coding region runs from base 17 to 985 and encodes 322 amino acids. The transcript has a single exon.